Messenger RNA from Diospyros lotus (date-plum), 2073 nucleotides. RefSeq lists its product as uncharacterized. Lineage: Eukaryota; Viridiplantae; Streptophyta; Magnoliopsida; Ericales; Ebenaceae. The coding region runs from base 1 to 2073 and encodes 690 amino acids. The transcript has 5 exons. Gene Ontology annotation, molecular function: acetylglucosaminyltransferase activity. The record is from RefSeq and is a predicted model, not a curated record.
AUGAAAGAAGUUAUCCAAGGAGAGGUUCUUAAACUGUUAGAUGUAGGUAUCAUUUACCCCAUCUUAGAUUCCAAAUGGGUCAGUCCGACUCAAAUUGUACCUAAGAAGUCAGGAGUCACUGUGAUAGAAAAUGAGAACAAUGAGCUCAUCCCUACGCGCAUCCAGACUGGAUGGUGUAUGUGCAUUGAUUAUAGGAAGCUCAACUCCGUGACGAGGAAGGAUCAUUUUUCGCUUCCAUUUCUGGAUCAAGUCUUAGAUAGAAUAGCGGGACAUGCCUUCUACUGCUUCUUAGAUGGACGAAUGCCUUUCGGUCUGUACAAUGCCCCUGCAACAUUUCAAAGAUGCGUGAUGAGCAUUUUCAGUGAAUUGGUAGAGAAUGUGGUGGAAGUCUUCAUAGAUGACUUCUCAAUAUUAUUAUCGAUCUCUAUCCAUAUUAUUGAUCACCGUCAAGGACGUAAAGAACGUGGAGAACUCCGUGAAGACUCAGAUUCUUCUGUUCCAUCCAUGGCCGACCCAUGGAGGGAUCCCAGUUUCUGUACGAUCACUCCGAACAUGUUUGUCUUCGUCUUCCUCAUUGCUUUGAUCUGCAUCUGUCAAAGCCUUAAUUCACCCUUCUCGCCUUCACUCAACCAGCAAAUCAUGUUAUCAUCUUCUUUAUCAUCUGUAUCAACCAAUGUUCAAGUCAGCCAAGUUGAUGAAACCCCGCAAAACUCACAAUCAAUUUUCAAUCUUCAAACAACAAACCCAGAAUCAGCCAAUGUCCAAACAAACCUAUUUCACGAAGCACUAUCAUCGACCAGUGCUGUUCAUGAAGCCCUGGAAAACCCAGAAACAACGCAGCUGAAGCACGUUGUCUUCGGCAUCGCAGCCUCGGCCAAGCUCUGGAACCGCCGGAAAAACUACAUCCAAGCAUGGUGGCGGCCCGAACAGAUGCGGGGUUUCGUUUGGCUCGACGAGGCCGUGAAAAUUACCAAGAACAGCUCCCUGCCGCCUCUGAAAAUCUCAAGCGAUAUUUCCAAUUUCAAGUACACGAACAAGGAGGGAAACAGAUCUGGAAUCCGUAUUUCAAGGAUUGUUUCGGAGACUGUGAGGAUGAACCUGGAGGAUGUGCGAUGGAUCGUGAUGGGGGACGAUGAUACGUUCUUCGUUGCAGAAAACCUGGUUAGGGUUUUGGCGAAAUAUGAUCACAACCAGUUUUAUUACAUCGGUAGUUCGUCGGAGAGCCAUUUACAGAACAUUUACUUCUCUUGCAAUAUGGCUUAUGGUGGCGGCGGGUUCGCCAUUAGUAUUGCGUUGGCCAAAGCUCUUGAGAGAAUGCAGGAUCGGUGCAUUGAGAGGUACCCGGAAUUGUACGGCUCCGAUGACCGGAUUCAGGCUUGCAUGGCUGAGCUUGGUGUUCCCCUUACCAAGGAGGCUGGAUUUCACCAGUUUGACUUGUACGGAAGCGUCGUUGGGCUUCUGAUGGCGCACCCAAUUGCGCCCCUAGUUUCAAUGCACCAUCUGGACAUCAUCGAGCCCAUAUUUCCCAGAGUGAACCAGCUCCAGGCCCUGCGCCGCCUAAAUACGGCCAUGAAACUAGACUCCGCCGCCAUCGUCCAACAGUCCAUUUGCUACGACAAGUCCCACAAUUGGACAGUCUCAGUCUCUUGGGGCUACGCCGUCCAAAUGUUCCCGUCGAUAGUCCUGGCCCGCGAGGCUGAGAGGCCCAUCAGAACCUUCCAGAAUUGGUACAGAAAGGCCGAUUACACUGCAUUUGCUUUCAACACUCGCUCGCCCAGUAGUGAUCCAUGCCAAAGGCCAUUCGUCUAUGUACUGUCCAAUGCCCUCUUCAACGCCUCCACCAAUCAUACCGCCAGUGAGUAUAUCCGGCAUUGGGCCCCCGGUUCUCGGUGCACCCGCGAGAAGCCCCGGCCAACUGACAUUCGCAGGGUUCAAGUUCACAAGAAGCCUAAUCCACAUCUUUGGGACACAGCACCGAGAAGAAACUGUUGCAGAAUCUUACCGUCAAAAGAGAAACACACCAUGGUGAUUGAUGUUGGCAAAUGUGGAGAAGAUAAAAUCAUCGAAUUAUAG